AGGGUGGGAAGCCGUGGUGGAGAGGCGACCCUAAACCCUAAAGCCCGAGGCCGCACCAUCGAAGCCUCUCUUUCUACUUUACUUCAAGCAUCGCAUCGCUGCGGACCUCACCAUGGGUAUCUCUCGUGAUUCCACUCACAAGAGACGGGCAACUGGAGGCAAGAAGAAGUCAUGGCGCAAGAAGCGCAAGUACGAGUUGGGAAGACAGGGUGCUAUGACCAAACUGUCUAGCAACAAGACCGUUAGGCGUAUCCGUGUGCGUGGUGGAAAUUUCAAGUUCAGGGCGCUUCGUUUGGAUACCGGAAAUUUUUCGUGGGGCUCGGAGGCUGUGACCCGUAAGACCAGAGUUUUGGAUGUGGUGUACAACGCCUCGAACAAUGAGUUGGUUCGUACCCAGACUUUGGUGAAGAAUGCUAUCAUCCAGGUUGAUGCCGCCCCGUUCCGAACGUGGUACAGCCAGCACUACGGCGUCGAAAUUGGCAAGAAGAAAAAAACCGCUGCCAAGAAGGAUGCUGAGGAGGCUGAAGCUACUGAGGAGGAGAAGAAGAGCAAGCACGUUCUGAGGAAGAUAGCUAAGAGGGUGGAGAGCCAAAAACUCGACGCUCAUCUGGAGGAUCAGUUUGCCAGCGGUAGGCUGCUCGCCUGCAUUGCCUCUCGACCUGGUCAAUGUGGUCGCGUUGACGGGUACAUCUUGGAGGGCAAGGAGCUCGAAUUCUACCAAAAGAAAAUUCAGAAGAAAAAGGGCAAGGGGGCUGCUGUCUAGGCCCAAAUAUUUCUGAUAGUCAGCUGGUAGGACCAUAAUGAUGUGUAAAGCGUUAGCAAACUUAUGCUUUGAGGAAGUUAUUUGAAUUCUAUCCACGCAAGUCUUCUUGUGAUGAAAAUUCCCACGUAGAACUUA
Messenger RNA from Physcomitrium patens, 898 nucleotides. RefSeq names its product small ribosomal subunit protein eS8. Gene Ontology annotation, biological process: translation. Lineage: Eukaryota; Viridiplantae; Streptophyta; Bryopsida; Funariales; Funariaceae. Gene Ontology annotation, molecular function: structural constituent of ribosome. Gene Ontology annotation, cellular component: ribosome. The record is from RefSeq and is a predicted model, not a curated record.